Messenger RNA from Ruditapes philippinarum (Manila clam), 7260 nucleotides. RefSeq names its product E3 ubiquitin-protein ligase LRSAM1-like. Gene Ontology annotation, molecular function: protein binding. The record is from RefSeq and is a predicted model, not a curated record. The coding region runs from base 159 to 2492 and encodes 777 amino acids. NCBI's taxonomy places the organism in Eukaryota, Metazoa, Mollusca, Bivalvia, Venerida, Veneridae. The transcript is spliced from 23 exons.
AUUCAUUUUCUAUUUAAUGGCUGACUAUUCACUUUAAUAAGUUUUUGGAUAGUUUUUGUGUGUUUAACGUGACUGAGGAGUCAGGACAUGUGAUAGUGGCAGAUGAUUUUAAACAUGAUGUGGAAUUUUGUGAGACAUUGUAAUGAAUUGAUGGUCCUAUGGGACAUAACAGCAGCAAGCCUGUUAAUUUGAAGAAAAGUAUCAGAAAGUCUGCAUCAAAUCUGUCGUCCCAGAAUGCAAAUUCAUCCUCGGAGGAUGAGGCUGACGGGGAUCUGAAUUUGCAGCAAAAAUCACAGAAGAAAAAAGGGAGUAAGAAAGGAAAGAUGCCUUUGUUUAGAAAACAAAGUACAAAUGCCAAGAAACGUCAAGACCAUCAGCAAUAUCUGGCAAAGGAGAAUCCAGAACCCAUAUUUGAUCUGUCUAAUUGUGAGAUAGAGGAGAUUCCAUCUGGGGUGUAUGCUCUGUGUAAGGUUCUGCAGAAAGAGGUUUUAUUACUACACGACAAUUGGUUAAGUUCCAUCCAUUCAGCAUGUAACAACAUAACAGAUCUAUCCUCUAUCAGGGUACUAGAUGUACAUAACAAUGAGCUCAGACAUAUACCUGAUGAAAUAGGGGAACUAAAAUGUUUACAGGUGUUAAACCUUGAGCGCAACAGGCUCACAAAACUUCCCAAAACAAUUGGACAUCUUAGUUGUGUACAAACAUUAAAUAUCCAAGGUAACAAGAUUAAAGAGUUACCUGACAGUGUUUGUCAAAUGAAAUCUCUCCGAAUGCUUGAAAUCCGAGAAAACCGGAUAACCGAAUUACCACGGCAACUGUGUCAGGUCCGAACAUUAGAAACGCUCAAUCUGGACGCUAUUAGUAUGAAAUAUCCGAAUUAUACUAUUUGCUGUUCAGGUACAGAAGCUAUCAUGAAAUUUCUUUGCUCAGAAUGUGAUAUGGAGUAUUUACCUCCUUCCAAUUUCCUCCUUAAUGUAUUGGAGCCACCGAAACCCGAGUUACUUAGUCCGCAGGGAAGUCGGGCAUUACAACAAGAGGAACAUUUUCUGAAACACAUAACAGGUUACAAUGAUAUGUUGAAUCAGAAACGUCUGGAGCUGAUAGAAGUAGAGCGUCAGUUUGCUGAGCACCAGGAGGAGCAGGCACAGCUCGCGCUCAUGGCCCAGAAAAAUCGUGACCAGAUGAUCGCCAUCAUAGCGCAGGAAGAGAGCAAGAUGGAGAGGGAGCUCGAUAAAUUAUCCAAACAGAAAGAGAUUAACCAGAAAAAUCUGAUAGAUGAUCUGAGAAAAGUGGAAGAAGGGGCAGAUAACCUUAUCUCUAGUCUACUGGAUAUGAAUGCUAAAGCCAAGAAAACUGAAGAGCUGUUAGAUGCAAUUGAAGAAGAAAGGAUCAAGGAGAACAAAUUGUUUGAAGUAAGAUGGGAAGAAAGUCAAAACCUCAGGAAAAAAGAAGUGCUCAAGAAUAUGGAGAUGAUAUUACAUCAUUCAGAAUGGUUUGAAGGUGUGAGAAAGAACUUCGCAUCUGACAAGGAGAACUCUUUACAGAUGGCCCUAGAGAAUGAUGAGAUGAUGGCCAAUGCUCAGAUAGAAAGUGUUUUGUUAAAUAAUGACAAACAGAUGACAUUACUUCUAGAAGAUUUAGCCAAACAGGAACAACUUCAGAGGGAUGCUUUUGAAGCCCUGUUGUUACAGAAAGAUGCAAAACAUCAAAGAAUUACCAAUCAGAUAGCUUUAAUCCAGGAAGAGUUGUCUAACCUGACAGUAGUGGAGGUGGAAAGGAGAGAGUUCAGGGCCUUUGAGGAAAUGAAUCGUCUGGCAGAGAAACGUAUAGCUCUUAUAGAGCUGUUGUCACAAUUGAUGCUAGAACAAGAUAAUAGACAGAUUGAGCUCAGACGUAGACUGGAAGAGAUGGAACAGCAGAAAGAGGAUGGUCAAACAGAUUAUUGGCUGGUACAAUAUCAAAGACUUAUGGAUCAAAAACCACAGUCUCUCAUUGAUAGGGAGCAGAACCUAGAGAUUAGUGUUGUGAAGAUAUUAAAUAAAGCCAAGGCUGAGGAUUAUUUACCUAGGUUUGCUAGACAUAGAAUCACCAUAGAAACUCUGGUACAGAUGACAGAAGAUGACUUCAAACAGAUGGGCAUUCAUGAGCUAGGAAUACGUAAAGAUAUACUCAGAUGUGUAGAGGCAUAUAAACAAGAACAGAACAAGCUUGGAGAAAUGGAUAGUAUGGCGGGUAAAGCUACGUUUGUUGAACCUUCAAGACCUCCCACAGCCCCACCUGAAGAUGUUGUGUUCACUGCCAGACAGACUUCUAUUGUUGCCAGGGGUCUUAACUCUGAAUGUACAAUAUGCCUUGAUAGUAUUUCUGAAGUGAUAUUUAUGAACUGUGGACACGUGUGUACAUGUCUACAAUGUUGUGAAUCAGUCAAGCAAUGUCCACUGUGUCGGGCAGAUAUUGUACGAAGAGUGAAGUUAAUGACAGCACAGGUGUAACAGUACAGGGUACCAGGAACUUUUACAACACUUAUGAUAUUGUAGACUCAAAAGUCUUGGUUCCUGGCAUACUAACAGCUUUAUAUGAUAUGUAUUUGGGAUACUCAAAAUUGUGUAAUAAUCAAGGUCCAACCAUUAAUACACAUUGUCAGUUACUAGAAAUAGCGUUCACUUCAUUUCAAUUCCACCAUUGUGAUUUUUUAAUGUGAAGAAAUAUCUUCAAACCAUGCUUUAAAUAUUCCAUCAUCAAUUAAUUUGUUUUGUUUACAAUAUAUUUAUUGCAAACAAUUGUAUAAAUUGUUAUUAUACUAUGAAACAUAUAACACAUGUAUAUGAUCACAUAUUGUCACCUUUAAAUUAAACCUUUGACCUCUAGAUGAUCUCUAGAAAUGAUGGUAACAAAUCCAUGUCACCAUUGUAGAUCAAGACAAGCCUACACAUCUUUGCCAUCUCUGCUAGUGUAGAGCCAGGCUAGUCUAAAAUUCCAUGCUAUCUUCACCUGUUUAGAGCUUGGUAAGUCAGAGAUUUGAUGCUAUCUCUACCAGUGUAGGUCUAGGCUAGUUUGAAAUUUCAAUGCUAACUCCACCAUUAAAGAGCUAAGCUAGCCUGAAAUUCCAUGCCAUCUCUACUAUUGUCAUCUCUACCAGUGUAGAGGUAUGCUAGCCUGAAAUUCCAUGCCAUCUCUACUAUUGUCAUCUCUACCAGUGUAGAGGUAUGCUAGCCUGAAAUUCCAUGCCAUCUCUACUAUUGUCAUCUCUACCAGUGUAGAGGUAUGCUAGCCUGAAAUUCCAUGCCAUCUCUACUAUUGUCAUCUCUACCAGUGUAGAGGUAUGCUAGCCUGAAAUUCCAUGCCAUCUCUACUAUUGUCAUCUCUACCAGUGUAGAGGUAUGCUAGCCUGAAAUUCCAUGCCAUCUCUACUAUUGUCAUCUCUACCAGUGUAGAGGUAUGCUAGCCUGAAAUUCCAUGCCAUCUCUACUAUUGUCAUCUCUACCAGCAUAGAGCUAGGCUUGUCUGAAAUAUCAUGCCAUCUCCACCAUUAUAGAGCUAGGCUUGUCUGAAAUUCAGUGCUAUCUCCAACAGUGUAGAACUAGACUAGUCUUAAAAAAUAACAUGUCAUUUCUACAAGUGUAGAGCUAGGCUAGUCUGAAGUACCAUGCCAUCUAGACUAGCGUGUAAUGGCUGUUGGAUGUAUUUAAAUUAUGUAAUUACCUAAACAAUUAUUAAUGAACUAUUCCAAACUCUGGGCAAGGCAAGUUUAAAUUUACCAGUAUAAUUUCCUAUGUAUUUUUAUCCAGAAAUGAUUCAUAUUACAGAUAAACAGUAGAAAAAAGCCAUUUAAAAUAAUUUAUAAUAUACGUAUCCCCCAUAUGCAUUGAUCACUUUUAAUUAUGGAAAACAAGGAACUAAAUCUGAAUUAACAAAGCACGAUAAAAUAUAUACUGGUAGUCACAGUCCUGGACAUUACAUAAAGAUAUUUUAUAAAUAUCGAGAUUACAAAUCUGUUUUUUUUUGUGUUUAUGUAAAUUUAUUUAUGUUAUAUAUUUUAUUCUAGCCUGUAUAGAUUUUUUUAAAUGCAUCUGUAUAUAUUAUAAGAAUGCUCAAAUUUGUACUACAGUCAAAUCUGUGAUAAAGACCACCCUGCGAAUAAAGAUCACUGUAGAUAAAGAACACCCUGUAGAUAAAGACCACUCUUCAACAAACCUUCAUUUAUUAAAAAAGCCAAAGUUACCUCCAAAUAAAGACCACUUGUCUAUAAAGCCCAUGUUCAGUCGCUCCUUUGGAUGGCAUUUGUUUCCAGGUUUGACUGUAUUAUAGAAUAUAUUUUGCUUUAUAAUGUUACCUGAUUACUUCAGGAUAUACACUUACCUGUUGAUUCAUGAUAUUGACAAGAGUUUCUGUUCUGAACAAAAUUUGAUAUUGUAGGGAAUAGUAUUUAUUUGGUUUUUGUCAAAAAUGGCAGUUCUAAAGGGACACUCAUUUGUAAAUUCUUCUUGUUAUAUAGAUAAUAAAGUUUCAGUAGUGAAUUAAGUUUUGAUUCGAGUUAUUCUUUUAUUGAAUUAAGUUAUGUUCAUUAAGAAUAUAACCCCAUAAAAUGCAUUUUCAACAAAAUAAGUAAACACUAUGUAACUAGAAAUUUUCAAAUGUAUAUUAUCCUAGUUUUGCUUUUUUGUCAUGUAAAUUAUGUUUCCAUUUUCACUUUUGAUGUACAAUGUUAAAUACCCUCUACUGUAUAUAGAUUAUUUUUAUCUCACAAUUAAUUACUUUAUACCAAUUAUUGUUGUUAUUGAUGGUUGUUAUUGUUUUUUGUUAAAAUUAUUUUAUUAUUAUUUCACAUAGAUUGUAUAAAUAAUGUUCAAGUUCAAUGAUUAUUCUUUAAUUUCUGAUGAAUUAUAUAUGAUAAAAGGGUGUAAACCUACAAAUGGCAUAAUAUACUCAAAAUUUUCAAAAAUCUGUUUAAUAUUAUUUUAUUUUAAAUUUCUAGUGGUCUAAUUUGAAGAAAAAUAACUAAAAGAAAUAAAAAAGAUUGACUCUGAAACCAAAGUACAUGCGUUAAUAUAAGGAUACAGAAUAAAUUCUGAGCAAGCUUAGUGAUAAUUUAGCUUAUGUGCUGCCUGUUGGAUAGAAUAUUUACAAAUAUUUACAGUGACAUUUCAGAUACUUUUGUGUUAUUUUUAUGAUAUCAUAAAUAUAUGAUAAAUUCUAUCAUGAAACAAUUAUUUUACCAAAUAUACAUAUAUAAUUAUUACUCAGUAUCUUUAAAAGAAGGAUAAUACUGAAAAAUGUAUUCUAUUUUAACUUCAUAAAAAUACAAUUGUUACAGACUGUUUAUUCAAGUUUUAUAUACUUGAAUCAUGUAAUCUUGUCAACAUACUUAGUCAAGGAACAUUCUACAUAAUUGUACAUAUUCCACACCAGUGAUUAUUUAUGGUAAUCAACCUCAUUUCUUAAUUUUUAUGCCCCCACAAUGUGGGAGCAUAUAGCGUUGCACUUGUCCGUCAGUCCGUCCGUACGUCCCGAAAUCUUGUGAACGCAACUCCUCUUAAACCGGAUGGCAGAUUUUGCUUAAACUUACAGGGAUGAACAACCUUAAUGUGUAGAUGGUAGUAAAGGAAGGAAUUUUCGCUGCGACCAAAUUUAACAGAAUUAUGGCCCUUUGUUGAUUUUUUCACUAUAUACUAUGUAGAAAUUUUGUGAAAGCAACUCCUCUUAAACCGGAUGGCAGAUUUUGCUUAAACUUCCAGGGAUGAACAACCUUAAUGUGUAGAUGGUAGUAAAGGAAGGAAUUUUUGCUGCGACCAAAUUUAACAGAAUUAUGGCCCUUUGUUGAUUUUUUCACUAUAUACUAUGUAGAAAUUUUGUGAAAGCAACUCCUCUUAAACCGGAUGGCAGAUUUUGCUUAAACUUACAGGGAUGAACAACCUUCAGGUGUAGAUGGUAGUAAAGGAAGGAAUUUUCGCUGCGACCAAAUUUUACAGAAUUAUGGCCCUUUGUUGAUUUUUUCACUAUAUACUAUGUAGAAAUUUUGUGAAUGCAACUCCUCUUAAACCGGAUGGCAGAUUUUGCUUAAACUUCCAGGGAUGAACAACCUUAAUGUGUAGAUGGUAGUAAAGAAAGGAAUUUUUGCUGCAACCAAAUUUAACAGAAUUAUGGCCCUUUUUUUAUUUUUUCAUUAUAUACUAUGUAGAAAUUUUGUGAACGCAACUCCUCUUAAACCGGAUGGCAGAUUUUGCUUAAACUUCCAGGGAUUAACAACCUUAAUGUGUAGAUGGUAGUAAAGGAAGGAAUUUUUGCUGCGACCAAAUUUAACAGAAUUAUGGCCCUUUGUUGAUUUUUAGUUUUCAACUUGUGGCACAUGUAGUCCAAAAAAUAUUUGACCUAGAGUCAUAAGAUUGACAGAAUAGUGGCGUGUGGGGGCAUCCGUGUCCUAUGGACACAUUUCUAGUUUUGUCAACUCUGCUGUAACAUAUACACAACUAUAUGUGUACAAUCUGGUCUAGAUAUAUUUUAGAAAGAAACAUUGUAAAUAGUUCACAACAGUGACAGCAGAGCUUUGAAUCAAUCAACCUCAUUUUUCUCCUCUUUUAUCAACUCUGUUGUAACCUGUACAAGAUUUUUUUUCAUACUCUAUGCCUUACAUAACAUAUGCUGCUGAAAAUGUUCAGUACAGUGGGUAGUGAUAAUUGUUUCUUUUUGUUUGUUGUUGUUUUUUUUUCCUGUUUUGUGCAAUAUAAUUUUUUUUAAAGAAGCUUUAAUAUUACAGUUCUUCGUAAAAAUGAAGCUUCGGAUAUUCUUAUAGUGAUGUAUUAAUGAAUUGUUAUGAACUGAUUUCCCAAUUUCAGAUUGAAUUAAAAAUGAGAUUUUUUUUUCAGUGUCUCAAAUUUAACACUUGGUGUGAUAUACAUGUAUAUUUAUUUUUAACCGCCACUGGAAAUUAAUUUUUUGAGACCCAAGUCUGAAAAAAAGCAAGUCAUUUUGGUCUUUUUUGUUUGUUUAGGUUUUUUAGUGUGGGUGUGGGGUUUAGCAGGGAUGGAUUUUACACUUGUUGAAGUCACGGUAACGACUAGUUCUUUAAUGCACCUCCAGGAGGGUGGGGGCAGAUGAGUCGCAUGCUGUACAAUGGUAUGCUUAGGAUGACUUAAUUUUGCUGUUAUGAACGAAAGAUGUAAUUUUAUACGCUGUAAGAAAAUAGUUACGGGUGUAAUGGCAUAAAUUUCAAUGGAAAAUUGUUUUAUUAAGGCUACAAGAAUUUAAAAUAUGAUGGAAUAU